Globicephala melas (long-finned pilot whale) is the source of this 9976-nucleotide messenger RNA. RefSeq names its product galactosylceramidase (gene GALC). Gene Ontology annotation, cellular component: lysosome. Gene Ontology annotation, molecular function: galactosylceramidase activity. Lineage: Eukaryota; Metazoa; Chordata; Mammalia; Artiodactyla; Delphinidae. Gene Ontology annotation, biological process: galactosylceramide catabolic process. The record is from RefSeq and is a predicted model, not a curated record.
UAAAAAAUACAGUAAUAUAAAAUUAAAAAUUAACACAGGGACUAACCGACUGCCUAGCUCCAGCUGAAGAGAAAAUUAGUAUGUUGUAAGACAGAGCUAAAGAAAUAACACAAAAUUAUCAGAGUGCUAAAGAGACAGGAAAAUACCACAGAGACAUGGAGGAUAAAGUGAAAAGGUCAGCGUAUGUAUAAUUAAAGUUCACAAGGACAGAAGACAGAAAGUAGGGGAGAGGCAAUGUUAGAAAAUAUGCUGACUGAGAGAUGUCUGAAAGUGAUGAAGGACAUGGCAUCCUCAGAUUUAUGAAGCUCAGCAAACCCCAAAUAAGAUUAGAAACAAACAGAGCUGGAAAUCUAUACUUAGCCGACAUUGCAAUCAAGCUGCAGAUCACCAAAGACUAAGAAAAAAAAGAGCCAGAGAGAAAAAAUGGACUACCUACAAAGGAUGAAAUUUUGACCGACAAUGACAUUUUCAACAACAAUGAUAACAUAAACCAGAAGACAGUGGAUUGAUAUUUCCAAAUUGUUAUGAAAAUAUAUGUCAUCCUAUAACUGAAUACCCAACAGAACUAAAUUUCAAAAUGAGAGCACAAAUGAGGAUAUUUUAAGAUAAACUACCACUGAGAACAUUGGCCCCCAAAAUCCUCAUUAAAGAGACUUCUAAAGAACAUAAGUGAAGAAGGAAAAUGACACUCGAAAAAUGUCUGAGAUGCACAAAAUUUAAUAAGAUACAGAGGAUGGAACUCUGACGGUUACGCAACAUCAUGUCUAUCACUAGACUCAUGCGUCUGGGGAAGAACACUUAAACCAUGAAAAUAUUCUUCCUUAGAAGAAGGACUUGGGAGAACUGGGUGAUGAGCAGGAAGGUGCCCCUUCCUGCUUUGUCCAUGUUACUCAACAAAUGCUCGUCUUAAAAAAAAAAAAGAUAGGAAGGGUCAAAUGGAAAAAUAGUUUUGAGAGGACUUACAAAAUUCUCAGUGGAAUAAAUUCCUUUCUCUGUAGAAAUAUUUCCUGCCUUAACUAAAACAACCAUAAGACUGAAUGGUUUAAUGAAGCAGAUACUGGGUGUCUUCUGGGUUGGGCAACAGAGGCAGUGUUUCUGGGGGCUUGUGGUUACAUGUGUGAGGGCUCUGGAGACUCAAAGGUUCUCAGCAGCUCUUGGGGGAUUUGUGACCAUGUGUGUUCCGUCACCUCUCUAAGUUUCAAUUUUCACAGGCGUAAGAUAGCAACCAUUUCACAGAAUUCUUGUGAGGAUUAAAUGAGAUAACACAUGAAACUCAGUACUGAGCACAUGGUAAGCCUUCAUGACAUGUUAACUGAUAUUGUUCUAAUGACAACACUGGUAGCCUGUGUUGUCCCCUACAUUUCCUGAAAGCAGAUCAUCUUUGGCCACCUAUCCAGAGCAUUUCACAUAUGAUACCAAACGCUGCAGAGGAGAGCUGUUAAAUUAAUUUGUGUGAAUCUGAGAUUUUAACAGAAUAUAUAAUUCUUAUUAUUCAUACAUCUUUUCAGAUAUUAUUUUGAUCGCUUUAAUCAUAUUUUGAGAAAACUGUUUUUAGAUCCAGUGCUGAGAAAUUUGGAUAAGUUUUUAAUUCUGAUUUUAAUUUUUACCUGAUGCCCAAAGAAGAUAAUCCACAGCUCCUAAAACAGUACCAACCAUUGAUGGUUGGUAAAAAUCAGAAUUAAAACAGUACCAACCAUUGAUGACAAUGAUCAGAAGAUAAAAUGUUAUAGGAAACAUUUGCCUUCAUUUAUCAGUUGAAUAGCUACUUAUUAACACUCUACUGUGUGUCAAUGUGAUAGUCAUCUCUUAAGAAUUAUUAAUUAAUUAAUACAUACUAGAAAUAUUAAUUAAUGCUGGAAAUAUUAUUUUCAAAUUUCACAUAGUUUCUGAUGGUAUAAAAACAUAUCACUAGACCUUUAUACUGCUGAGGAAGUGGUGCUAGAUAGCUCUACAGCCAGGAGUUGGUACAUUUCUUCCCUAACCACUUAAUUUUCAUUUUGCCAAUAUACUGUUUCCUGUAGAGGAAAUGGAGCAUAAGCAUUCCUUUUUUAUAUUUUGAUAGUGUUACCUAUUUCUAAAUGUAAAUUUUGACAUCCUUUACUACUGCUCAAAGUAGAGAAGCCAUGUGUCAUCCUCAUUUCUCCCCGUCUUAUAAUGCUUUGCAUGACCACAUUUAUACAGCCCAAACUAGAAAAAAUGUUGCAAAUAUUACUGACAAUCAUUCAAAAGUAUGUUAUCUACUUAAAGUCUUAUUUUUUAAUCUUACACUUACCCAUGUUUCUUGGGAUGAUGAUUUUGUUGACCGAGGAGCCAGAUAAAUCUGCUUGCACCCAGAAGAGAAACCAAUAUUAUUGAGGGGACAGGAAAUUGCACUCAUAUUUCAUCACAAACCAAUGAGGAAGCAGCAUAUUAAUGAGAAGGAUGUACAUUAUCCAAGUUUGAGCAACAGAAGUCUCCUAAGUAUUUUAAAAGAUGUUUUAUGUAUUAUUUACUGUAGUAUAAUUUUUAUUACUCACUUUUCUCUUUGCAUCUUAAUUACAAUUGUAUAUUGAUACUAUAUGUGCUUUAUUUGAUAGAAUAUGUACUAGAAUCUCAUUCAUUCAUUCACUCCCUCCCUCACUCAUUUGUCUGUCAACACAUAUAUCUAUCCUCCUCUCCUAAGAGACCACUGUGCUGGCAGAUAUAUAGGACCUGACCCUAACCCAUAAGGAGCUUAUCACUUAGGGAAGGAGAAAGCGCUAAUAACCGCAAUGGUAAAAAUAGUAAAAAUGGAUAAAUACUCCAAGAGAGGUACAAAAAGAUAGGAUGAGUCGUUGGAUGUAUAGAAUAGGAGAGGCUGUUGUAGAUGGAAUCAGGGUGAUCAAGAUCCUGGGAGAAAAACAACAGAGAGAGAAUGAGGAUGUGUGUAUAAAGAGCAUGUUCAUUGCUUAAUGGCAUGAUGGUGGGGUCAAGGUAGCCAACUAGGUAAAGUUUUUGUUUUUUUUUUCAAAGGGAUUAUAUAUUAGCUAUACAGUAUUUUAUUGUAGAACCAUUUUCUCCUUUGAUUUUCCUCUUGGAAGAGAAGAUUCCAUCAGAAAUUGCUAAACCAUGCUAAAGCCACUUGAACUAACUGGCUUAGGCAAAUCAAUAAUUUUAUGAGACUUGAAACUUUAUUUGAGAAAGACAUGGGAUGUUAUAAUGAAAAUUUACUUAGUAUAGUAACACCUUGACAGUUGUUGCCAAAUCUGUAAGUGAUCUUUUUUUUUUUUUUCGGUACGCGGGCCUCUCACUGCUGUGGCCUCUCCCCUUGCGGAGCACAGACUCCGGACGCGCAGGCUCAGCGGCUAUGGCUCACGGGCCCGGCCGCUCCGCAGCAUGUGGGAUCUUCCCGGACUGGAGCACGAACCCGCGUCCCCUGCAUCGGCAGGCGGACUCUCUACCACUGCGCCACCAGGGAAGCCCUUGCUAGCUGAUGAAGAGAUGGAAAUUCCAGAGCUGUUGAGUCUCUGACAUUUAAACAACUCCAAGGGUGAAGUCCAGAUAGGAGGCUAUCUCAGGACUACAUGUGUGAGAGGCCUGAGACAAACUUACCACAUUCCCCUGUGCCCAGCACAGCGCUGGUCAGGGCACACGAGGGGUGCACAGAAGUGAUGCAAGGCCUCAGCCCACCUCAUGGCGCUUCCAAUGGUCCAGUGUGUCACAGAAGAAGCCUUGUCCGCAUUGAUGGGGGACAACCCAGGACACCUCUGACACCCAGUGUGUGUGGGUUUUCCUUCCACCAACAACCAGUUCUCCAGUACUCCAGACACAAGCUAGAAGUCCUUCAAUUUAGUUCACUUCUGACACUAAUUACCUGGAGUACGCACCAGAUUCCACAAGGCAACCUCCCGACUUCUAGUAAAUUACCCAGAGCCCUAUCGUUCUCAAAUACUGGAUUAUCUCUUUAAGCCGAACUUCGGUGCCUCUUUGCAUAUUCUAAAAGUUGAAAUAGGUGGUGAUGGGCAGACAACAGAUGGCACCGAGCCCUCCCACAUGCACUAUGCACUAGAUGAGAAUUAUUUCCGAGGAUAUGAGUGGUGGUUAAUGAAGGAAGCUAAGAAGCGGAACCCUAAGAUCACACUCAUGGGGCUGCCAUGGUCGUUCCCUGGAUGGCUGGGGAAAGGUUUCAACUGGCCUUAUGUAAAUCUUCAGCUGACUGCCUACUAUGUCGUGAGUUGGAUUGUGGGCGCCAAGCAUUAUCAUGAUCUGGACAUUGAUUAUAUCGGAAUUUGGAAUGAGAGGGCAUUUGACAUCAAUUAUAUCAAGGUGUUAAGAAGAAUGCUGAACUAUCAAGGUCUCCAGCAAGUGAAAAUCAUAGCGAGUGAUAAUCUCUGGGAGCCCAUUUCUGCUUCUAUGCUGCUUGACUCUGAGCUCUUGAGGGUGAUUGAUGUCAUAGGAGCUCAUUACCCUGGGACCCGUACAGUAAAGGAUGCUAGGUUGACUGAGAAGAAACUUUGGUCUUCUGAAGAUUUUAGCACUUUAAAUAGUGAUGUGGGCGCAGGCUGCUGGGGUCGCAUAUUGAAUCAGAAUUAUAUCAAUGGCUACAUGACUGCCACAAUUGCUUGGAAUUUGGUGGCUAGUUACUAUGAACAGUUGCCAUAUGGGCGUUGUGGACUGAUGACUGCUCAGGAGCCAUGGAGCGGGCACUAUGUAGUAGAAGCUCCUAUCUGGAUAUCAGCUCAUACCACUCAGUUUACUCAACCAGGUUGGUAUUACCUGAAGACAGUUGGCCAUUUAGAAAAAGGAGGAAGCUAUGUAGCUCUGACGGAUGGCUUAGGUAACCUCACCAUCAUCGUUGAAACUAUGAGUCAUAAACAUUCCAUGUGUAUACGGCCACUUCUUCCCUAUUUCAAUGUUUCACGACAAUUUGCUACCUUCAGCCUUAAGGGUUCUUUUAGUGAAAUACCGGAGCUGCAGGUGUGGUAUACCAAACUUGGAAAACCAUCGGAGAGAUUUCUUUUCAAACAACUGGAUUCUCUAUGGCUCCUAGACAGCGGUGGCAGCUUCACGCUGGAACUGCAAGAGGACGAGCUGUUCACACUCACCACGCUCACCACCGGCAGCAAAGGCAGUUACCUGCUGCCUCCGAAGUCCCAGCCCUUUCCCUGUGUCUAUAAGGAUGACUUCAAUGUCGAUUACCCAUUUUUUAGUGAAGCUCCGAAUUUUGCUGAUCAGACUGGUGUAUUUGAAUACUUUAUGAAUAUUGAAGACCCUGGAGAGCAUCGCUUCACGCUGCGCCAGGUUCUCAAUCAAAGGCCCAUCACUUGGGCUGCUGAUGCAUUCAACACCAUCAGUAUUAUAGGAGAUUACAAAUGGUCCAAUUUGACUAUAAAGUGUGAUGUGUACCUAGAGACCCCUGAGAAGGGAGGUGUAUUCAUUGCUGGAAGAGUGAAUAAAGGUGGCAUUUUGAUUAGAAGUGCCAGGGGAGUUUUCUUCUGGAUUUUUGCAAAUGGAACCUACAGAGUUACAGGUGAUCUAGCUGGAUGGAUCAUAUAUACUUCAGGACAUGCUGACGUUACAGCAAAAAAAUGGUAUACACUCACUUUAACUAUUAAUGGUGGUUUCUCUUCUGGCACGCUGAAUGGCAAGCCUCUCUGGAAAAACGUCUCUGUGAACUUCCCGAAGAAUGGCUGGGCCGCGAUUGGAACUCACUCCUUUGAAUUUGCACAGUUUGACAACUUUCGUGUGGAAGCCAUACACUAAUACUCACAGAGUGCCAUAGAACACUCUCUGGAUUUUCUUUCUUUUUGGUUUUGGUUCAUAGCCAUUUCUGGUUUUGAUGGAUCAAUAUAGGAGCCUUUUGGAAGCUACAAAAAAUGGAGAGUAAAUGAGGAGGAAAAUAUAUUUUUGCUUGACCAUCUUGAAGAUUUUUUUUUUUAGAAUUCCAAGGGGAAACAGAUGAAUCUUUAAUAUAACCCGAUACGUCCCGUACAUAGGGCACUAGGUACGUUGGUCAAAUCCUGCAGAGUCGUUUGGGUGUUCAGACCUCGAAGCCUUGUGUUAAUGCUGAGGUAGCUCUCGUCAUCUUAUUUGCACAUGAUCAUGCAGAUGGCAGGGACUUGAUCAUCACUGUGAUGUAUCUAUUCAUGCUGACUGUGUGUCUAGUGAGCUGGUGUCCUCGUCGUGGGUAAUGCUGCUGUAACAGGAAGCUGAAGAACACUGGAAAUACUGCUUUUGUUGUUGUUGUUCGUAUUACCUUUAUUUCAUUUUUAUUAAAACAAAAUUUUUAAACGUCUUUAUUGGAGUAUAAUUGCUUUACAAUGGUGUGUUUCUGCUUUAUAACAAAGUGAAUCAGUUAUACAUAUACAUAUGUUCCCAUAUCUCUUCCCUCUUGCGUCUCCCUCCUUCCCACCCUCCCUAUCCCACCCCUCUAGGUGGUCACAAAGCACCGAGCUGAUCUCCCUGUGCUAUGCGGCUGCUUCCCACUAGCUAUCUGUUUUACAUUUGGUAGUGUAUAUAUGUCCGUGCCACUCUCUCACUUUGUCCCAGCUUACCCUUCCCCCUCCCCGUAUCCUCAAGUCCAUUCUCUAGUAGGUCUGCGUCUUUAUUCCUGUCUUACCCCUAGGUUCUGCAUGACCUUUUUUUUUUUUUUUAGAUUCCAUAUAUAUGUGUUAGCAUACGGUAUUUGUUUUUCUCUUUAUGACUUACUUCACUCUGUAUGACAAAUGCUAGGUCCAUCCACCUCACUGCAAAUAACUCAAUUUCGUUCCUUUUUAUGGCUGAGUAAUAUUCCAUUGUAUAUAUGUGCCACAUCUUCUUUAUCCAUUUAUCUGUCGAUGGACACUUAGGUGGCUUCCAUGUCCUGGCUGUUGUAAAUAGAGCUGCAAUGUACAUUUUGGUACAUGACUCUUUUUGAAUUAUGGUUUUCACAGGGUAUAUGCCCAGUAGUGGGAUUGCUGGGUGGUAUGGUAGUUCUAAUUUUAGUUUUUUAAGGAACCUCCAUACUGUUCUCCAUAGUGGCUGUAUCAAUUUACAUUCCCACCAACAGUGCAAGAGGGUUCCCUUUUCUCCACACCCUCUCCAGCAUUUAUUGUUUGUAGAUUUUUUGAUGAUAGCCAUUCUGACCAGUGUGAGAUGAUGUCUCAAUGUAGUUUUGAUUUGCAUUUCUCUAAUGAUUAGUGAUGUUGAGCAUUCUUUCAUGUGUUUGUUGGCAAUCUGUAUAUCUUCUUUGGAGAAAUGUCUAUUUAGGUCUUCUGCCCAUAUUUGGAUUGGGUUGUUUGUGUUUUGGAUAUUGAGCUGCAUAAGCUGCUUGUAAAUUUUGGAGAUUAAUCCUUUGUCAGUUGUUUCAUUUGCACAUAUUUUCUCCCAUUCUGAGGGUUGUCUUUUCAUCUUGUUUAUGGUUUCCUUUGCUGUGCAGAAGCUUUUAAUUUUCAUUAGGUCCCAUUUGUUUAUUUUUGCUUUUAUUUCCAUUUCUCUAGGAGGUGGGUCAAAAAGGAUCUUGCUGUGAUAUAUGUCAUAGAGUGUUCUACCUAUGUUUUCCUCUAAAAGUUUGAUAAGUGUCUGGCCUUGCAUUUAGGUCUUUAAUCCAUUUUGAGUUUAUUUUUGUGUAUGGUGUUCGGGAGUGUUCUAAUUUCAUUCGUUUACAUGUAGCUGUCCAGUUUUCCCAGCACUACUUAUUGAAGAGGCUGUCUUUUCUCCAUUGUAUAUUUUUGCCUCCUUUAUCGAAGAUAAGGUGACCGUGUGUGCGUGGGUUUCUCUCUGGGCUUUCUAUCCUGUUCCAUUGAUCUAUAUUUCUGUUUUUGUGCUAGUACCAUACUGUCUUGAUUACUGUAGCUUUGUAGUAUAGUCUGAAGUUGGGGAGCCUGAUUCUUCCAUCUCCGUUUUUCUUUCUCAAGACUGCUUUGGCUAUUCGGGGUCUUUGUGUUUCCAUACAAAUUGUGAAAUUUGGAAAUUCUGCUUCUUGAAAACCACUUCAACAUGUUAUGCUUACACUCUAAAAAGUAUUUUUUUCUUUUCCUUUUUAAGAUGAGGCUUUUGAAUUAUAGAUAUAUGGAGUGGGAUGAUUUGAAGAAUGCCCCAUUAAUAAACUACCUCUAACGCUAUUUCUACAGUAAUAAAUAUUAGCAGAUUAAUUGGGUUAUCUGCAUUUUUUAAUUCUCUUGGGUCCGACUUUUAGUCUCGUGACCCUUAUAACUCUCUGUGAUCAUUUUCCCAGGUGACUGGAAGGAGGAAGAAAACCCUAUGUAGCCAAUGCUGUGAGUGGGUCCAAAGGUAAAAUUGUAGCAAUUUUCUUGUGUUUCAUUUCAUUGUGCCUUUCAUUGUCUGUCUUCUCUUGUGGCACUGGUGACAGACUAAAAUAACUAGUGAAUACUUUUAUCUCCUCGUGCCUGGAAGAAAAGGAACACCUAUCUACUUUAUAGAAUUGGAUCAUCCUCUAAUAUUUUGUGUGGUUAGAAGCAUUUCUUUUGUUAAAGUACAAAUAUAUUUAGGUAUAGGUGAGCAUAUUUCUAAUGCAGUAUAAUUUGUAUCUAAUCAUUAGUGUACCUCCUAGAAGCAAAUCAAUCAUUCAUGUGGAUAAAGUAAAUACUGGAAUUUUUUAUAAUGAAAGUUUAAAACUAUUGAACUAAUUCUACAAUUUUGGAAUUUGUAGUGAUUUAAUGUAGGCUAAACUGAUAUGAAGUUUUGUAUUACUAUUGGAGACAAGAAGCUAAAUAUUAGAGUAAAUCAGAUUACAGAGAAAAUUUAAAAAUUAAAACCAAGUCUAAGUGAUUUCCAGUUUAGGUCCCUACAUAUUUUUUAAAAUUAACUUUCUUGAGGUAUAACUUACAUACAAUAAAAUGUUCCCAUUUUAAGUUUACAGUUCAGUGAGUCUUGAUAAAUGGAUAUAACCAAGAUAUUGAACAUUUCCAUCACUCCAGAAAGUUCUCUCGUAUACCUGUGCAGGCGUUUCCCCUCAUCCCCACCCCGAUCCCAGGCAACCAUCAAUCUGAUUUCUAUUACUGUUGUUAAGUUUCCUUUGUUCCAAAACAUAAAAGUGGCAUCAUACACUUUGUACCCUUUUAUGAAUGUUUUCUUUUACUCAGCAUAAAGUGUUUGAGAUUUGUUUAUGUGCUGUGUAUAUCAAAGAUUUGCUCCUAAUUUCAAAGAGUACUCCAUUGAAGGGGUAUACCACGAUUUGUCCCCCCAGUUUUUGGUAUUACAAAUAAAGCUGUUGUGAACAUUUGUGUACAAGUCUUUGUGUGGACAUAUGUUUUCAUUUUUUCUGGGUAAAUACCAAGGAGUGAAAUUGCUUCAUGUUUUGGGGAAGUGUAUGUUUAACUUUAUAAGAAACUAUCAAAACUGUUUUCCAAAAUAAUUGUAUGAUUUUACACUUCCAUUAGAAAUGUUUGAGAGUUUCCGUUGUUCUACAUUCUUGACAAUGCUUCCUAUUGUUAUUCUUUCUAAUUUUAAUGCUUUCUUGUGAGUUUGUAGUAGGUGUAUUAGCUGCUGGGCAUCUUUUCAAGGACUUAUUUCUCAUUCAUGUAUUUUUUUUGUGAAAUGUUUGUUCAUAUCUUUUGCUCAUUUAAAAAAUGUGGUACUCUGUCUUAUUGAGUUGUGAGAGCUCUUUAUACAUUCCAGGUGCAAUUUUUCUUUUAAAUCAGAUAUGUAUUUUGUCAAUUUUCUCCAAGUCUAUAUCUUUUGAGGAGUACAAAAUUUUAAUUUGGAAGUCCAAUUUAUCAUGUUUUCCUUUUAUGGUAGGUGUUUUUUUGGUGUCCUAAGAAAUCUUUGUAUGCUCCAAGUUCACAAGGAUUUUCUCUUUUGUCUUCUAGAAGUGUAAUAUAUUUAGCUUUUACAUUCAGGUCUGUGAUCCACUUUGUGUUAUUUUUGUACAUGAUGAGAGGUGAGGAUUGAGGUUCAUUUUUUUCCUAUAUGGAUAUUCAAUUUUUUCCAGCAUCAUUUGUUGAAAAGACCUUCCUUUGUCAAAAAUCAAUUGACCACAUAUGUGUACAACCAAUAAUAAACUCCCUAUUCUGUUCUA